AUGGUUGUGGUUUCCUUUAAGGGGAGGGGGGGGGAAAUAACAAGGAAAGGAAAGGAAAAACGUAACUUCUCUUUCCUCUGCUUCUUCACAUUUUCUUAUACUUUAUUAACUCGGUUCUUCAAUUUUAGGAAACAAAGGAGACUUCAACCGAGUGAAGGAAAUCACCGGUUUCGCAAGGAUUCCAGUGGACGGUUCAGUAACAUAGCGAUGGGACGCAAUAAGAAAAAGAGCAAAGCAGCGCUGCACCAUGAGUCGGAAGAAGAUGCAUUAGAUGAGGAAGAACAACAGCAAGCGCCUCAGGUGGAACAGGACCAGUCACGUGACGAAGCGGAAGACGCGCCCAAUGCGGAGGAUCCGGCUCCUAAGAAAAAAGAAUACCGUGGGAAUAAACUCAACAAAACUCAGGGUGGAAAGGGUGGGAAAAAAAAUAAGGGAAAUGGUCAGGAGCCGAAUGCUGCCGAGGAGAAAGCUGCUGCUGAUCAAGAGAGAGUAAAUAAUAAUAAAGAAGAAGCACUGCUCCCUUCUGGAGGAGAGGAGGAGGCACUUGCACAGAAACUUACUGAGGGAAUGACUGUCACGCGAUACGAACCAGUGGAUGUGCUUUACUGCCCCAUUUGCACAUUUCCAGCAGAAAUGUGUGAGUUCAGUGGGAUGUAUGAACAAUGUCGCCCGUGGUUGCUUGAGCAUGCCAAGGAACUCGCAGAGGCUGAGGAACGGGGUCGGAAGAGGCGGGUGCUGACGGAGCGGGAACGGCUUGAGCGCCUUGUAAAAGGAAGCGGAAAUAAGAAAGGUAUUGAGCGUAUUGUUCUUAUUGAGGUUUCACAGCGUAAAAAUAAGAAGAUGACGACAACGGUGAAGGGUAUGGACUUGUUCGGUUUAAACCUGAAAGACCUUUCGAGGGAGUGGAAAAAGAUGUUUUCUUGCGGUGCUGGUGUCACAACUUCUGAAGAGUUAAAGCAAAGCAUGAUUGACAUUCAGGGAAAUGUGGUCGAGCAGCUGGUCGAGAUGCUACCCGGGAAAUAUAACAUACCCAAGGAUGCAAUUUACAAAAUGGAGGACAAGAAGAAGGUCAAAUGUUACGGAAACUAG
Molecule: messenger RNA, 1089 nt
Organism: Trypanosoma brucei brucei TREU927
Lineage: Eukaryota; Euglenozoa; Kinetoplastea; Trypanosomatida; Trypanosomatidae
Exons: 1
Coding region: 1-1089 (362 amino acids)
Biological process (GO): formation of translation preinitiation complex; translation reinitiation
Molecular function (GO): translation initiation factor activity; mRNA binding
Source: RefSeq, a predicted model, not a curated record